AUGAAUAUGGGCAAAAGAGUGAAUUACUCUCUGAGAGGUUCCUAUCAGACCAGAUGUGAAGCCGCAGCGCUCUCCUUUAACUCAGGCGGAGAAUACCAUCCCGUCAUUAAUAUGGCCAUUUUUGGAAACAGUCCAAGGAUUUUUCAUAAAAAGUAUUACCAGCAAAGGAUGACACAGAAUGCGAGAAUUAAAGCAAAGAGAGUAUUGAUGGCGAAACGAAGGAAAAUUUUCAAGAAGCACCUUCCUGAUAAAGAUUACGGCCCAAAUGCUUACUAUGUGCCCUUAGACCUGAACAGUCAAGAGUAUAUAGGAAAAGCAGAAGAUUUCCUAAAGGCGCUAAAGAAAACAACUGACGAAAUCAUAAGAAUAGAAAGAAACACACUUGGCCAAAAAUCCAAUCCACAAUGGUUACAGGAAAGAUCUCUAAGGAUAACGGCGUCUAAUUUCGGACAAAUUUGUAAAAUGCGCCCCACAACUUCGCCAAGUUUUGGUUUAAAUAUCACCUCUGGAACAGAAAAUGCAUGUAGGAAUGUGAAAUUUUGUUUAGUUUCUGUAACAGGCGAUAACUUGGGAGUUCAUACAAUUUUCGGAUUAAACGAAUCGUUUGCUUCCACUCACUACUGUAUGUUUUGUAUUGCAUCAAAAUGUACCAUGAAAACUCAAACUGUUGAAAAUUCGAAACUUCUGAGAGAUAAAAGUGAAUACGAAGUACAUGUGGUCGAUAAACUUGGAAUAAAGGAAUACUGUAUAAUAUGGCACAAACUUCCAAAUUUUUGUAUCUAUGAAAAUUUGUGUUGCGAUGUAAUGCAUGAUCUUUUUGAGGGUGUACUCCGGUAUGACAUGGCACUUAUAAUAUUUAAAUUGAUUGAGGAAAAACAUUUUACCAUUGAUAGGCUUAAUUCAAGAAUAAAAUAUUGCAGCUACGAAAAUUCGGAAAAAAAUUUUUGCCCUGGGAUAAAAAAAGAACAUCUAUCAAAUGAUGGAUGUCUCAUUAUGUCGGCUGCUGAAAUGAUGUGCCUGACAAGAAAUUUCGCAUUUAUUGUAGGAGAUUUGGUACCAGUAGACAAUAAAACUUGGGAGUUUUAUUUGAUUACUCUUAAAAUGGUCCAAGCUAUCACGUCUCCAGCUUCCACAAGUUCAACUUCUGAACUUCUUACAUCUCUCAUCCAAGAUCAUAACGAACAGUAUAUGAAAUUAGAAUAUUUGGAACAAGACACUUCUUGUUUGCAACAAUAUUCUGAUAUUUUGCCUGCAGACAUUAAUUUGCAAAAUACAGAUGACUCUUCAGAAAGCGAAUAA
Molecule: messenger RNA, 1299 nt
Organism: Ceutorhynchus assimilis (cabbage seed weevil)
Lineage: Eukaryota; Metazoa; Arthropoda; Insecta; Coleoptera; Curculionidae
Source: the annotation of a GenBank genome assembly